Alligator sinensis (Chinese alligator) is the source of this 10402-nucleotide messenger RNA. It is a transcript of the gene EXPH5, whose product is annotated as exophilin 5. NCBI's taxonomy places the organism in Eukaryota, Metazoa, Chordata, Crocodylia, Alligatoridae. The coding region runs from base 513 to 6467 and encodes 1984 amino acids. The transcript is spliced from 7 exons. The record is from RefSeq and is a predicted model, not a curated record. Gene Ontology annotation, biological process: multivesicular body sorting pathway; positive regulation of exocytosis; positive regulation of protein secretion. Gene Ontology annotation, cellular component: endosome.
GUGCCCUGCCCCGGGGCGCGGGGAUGAGCCGUGAGGCAGCGCGUUGCCGCGGUGGAGCAGGGUGGGUGCAAGCCGUGACUGACACCGGUUCUGGUCUGUAGGAUAAAGAAUCUCCCAAAAUCAGGCCUAAUCAGGAGCGCAGCAGAGGGUGCAAAGCAACGAGCAGGGGCCAAGCCCAAGCCCAAGCAGCUCUGUGGUCGAGAAGGCUGGAUCCUGAACAGGCCUGAAUGAACCUUGUCCCACAAGCAGCUGUAAUGAAUCUCCGGAGGCUCUGGCCUGGACCUUCCCGUCGCGCGGAAAGACGAGAUGAAGCGUAGGCCGGGGCCGGGAGAGACGUUAACGUGCCCUCUUACUUUAUAUUAAGAAAGGUGCUGUUCCAACGAACUUCUUGUAUGGCCUUGCAGGACGUAUGUACCUAAGACAACUCUAUCACCCAUGUUCUGAACAAACUUCAAAAGAAAAAGCCAGAUGUAACAGGACAGCAGGGAGUCACUGGAGAAUGGUUUGAAGAAAUGGAGGAAAAAACCCUUCAGAAUGACACUGAAGGUGUCAGCAGAAUGCUAAAACAACCAAUAGGUCACCAAUUAAAGAAGACUUCGAGAAACAAUCCUAAUGAUUUGAAAAUGCCAUCUCCCCCAAAUCCACAACCACAGAAGAAUGAAAAGAACACCUCAUCUUCCAUCCUGGGAUUUAGAUCCCCUUUCGCUUGGCUCUUCUCCUUCAGAAAAUCAAGGAAGCACACUGGAAAGCACCAAACUCAGGAGCAGCCACAAUAUGACAGCUUUGCGCAGGGUGCCCAUACAGCUUCUGAAGUGGAGGAAAUGGCAAAGGCUGAAGCACAGCAGUUUUCUUUGCCAGAGGAAUCGAUUGGUAACCUUUCUGAUGGAAUUCAAACUGAUAUGAUGGAGGAAAGUUCACCUGCAUGGAAUGAACAGCUGGAGGAAGAGCUCUUUCGUGUUUUAGAUGACCUGGACAACCAGCUGGCACAAGAACAAGUCCAAGAUCCAGUGAACAGGAGGACUCCAGUGAACGUUGAAUCAAAUGCACAAUGCAGUAAGCCAUUACCUGCCACAAGCAGACAAACUCAUAUUAGGGGACGACAUAGAAAUGACUGCAGUGGAACAGCCAACUUGUUUUUCCUUGAUGGGAUGAGAACAGUAAGAGCCAAAGAUGAACAUAAUAUUUUCUGCAGAACAAGGAGAUGGCACGAUACAUUCAUAAACAGGCAACACACAGCCUCUACAGAGGAUUUUAUGCACAGUGAUUCAUUUGACUUAAAUUCCCCUGUUUUGAACAGAAGGCUGUCUUCUCCAUCUUUUGGACAGUCUUCGGAAGGCAGCUUACAUCUUCCUUCCAUAACACGGAGCAGUGGAUUUGUACACCAGGGUUAUAUAGACAAGGACACAGUUGGCAGAAGUUACUCUCUCUGUUCUCUCAUGAGACGUCCAUCCUUUGGCUCCUCAGAUCAGUUUUCAGCAAAUAGUUUACAACAUCCAUUGGUAAUGGGUAACAGUGGCUUUGUACGAAGAAACAGUCGACAAAACCCAAAACGAAUUCCUCUGUCUUCUAUAGAAUGGAACAAGCCAUAUUUUUCUGAACACCCAGUAAAUCAAGACAGACUUUUUAAGACCCAAUCGUUAAUUGAAUGUAAUUCCACUCAACAUGGUAUGUAUCCCUGUCCUCCACAGGAAAGCAGAAAAUAUGAACUUUCCCACUCAAAACACCAUUACAGAAGUGCUUUAUCAAGUACUAAUUGGUUUAGUAGGAUGAGUUGCCCUGACAAAGCUUCUGCUCCAUCGUACUUUGAAAAUUGGGAGAAUUAUCCGUUCUGUUGCUCAGAAAAUAACCUCCCUGGGUACCAUUAUAGAGAUAUUACUUGUCAUGGGAGUUUGCAAAUGCAUCGAGAUAGUGCUCCCUGUGGAAGGAGAGAGAGGCAUUCUUCAUGGUCUGAUAUUCACCAGUACUACAAUGAGGAUGCUUUUCUUUCCCCUGAAGCUGACUUUGACAUUAUUACAACCCAUUUCAAUCUCUUGCAAAAUGCACAUGCAAAGAAUGCUGCACCAUCAUCACCAUUUGUUUCACAGCACCAUCAAAGCAACUUUCAGACACGGUCCAUGAAUAACAUAGAACUAUUAAAGGGUGCAAAUGCUAAAGUGCUUCCAGAGUUUACAAGAGAUCUUAAACCCUGUUUCACAUAUAACCCUGCAAUUUCUUUGUCUGACAUCAAAACAGAUGCUUCUCGUGAAUCUUUCUACCUUGGUUUCAGGGACCAAACAAAACCCAUAAAACAGAAUAGUGAUUCUGUCACUGAGAUUUAUCAGAACCAGCCAAAGCCUGGGGUUAUCCCAGCAAAUAUUAAGAAAUACUUUAAAAAAACUGCUUCAGAAAAGGAGAGAAGUAUGGAACUAUCAGGGGAGGCAAACCAGGAAAAUAGUAAAAUGACAUCAUUGCAGCCAGAUUCUCAGCAAAUAGAUACAAAUAGCACCGAUUCCCAAUUUCCUCCCUCUCAUAACUCUGCUGCUGCUGCCUUGCAAAACAGCACCUCUCUUCUUAAUUUACCGUUUGCAGUGAGAUCAAGGAGAAAGCCCCACAUCACUGCCAGAAGAAGGGAUAUUGCAAAAAUGUAUAUGUCAAGCAAUAAUAAAAGAAAUGUGCAAACAAAGGAAAAUGAUCACCCUGCUAACAGUGGAUUUAAUCAUACCCCUCCUCUUCUAUCAGCUGAUGAGAACAAAAAGGAAUUGUUUUUUCUGAAUCAAAAAAAAUGGGAACAUAAUUUCCAUAGUUCAACAAAAACAAAAAGAAUUGAAUUAGAAAGCCAGAGAGCAGAAACUACUGAUCAGACUGGUCCUAAGAGACAGUCUUUACUGGUAGCUGAUCUGCAGAGUAAUGCAUCAGUCCAUUCUGUUCCAAUUACUGGAAGACUGGCAGAGCACCAAAGCAAGUUAUCCAGUGCUCCACAACAUUCUGGUUUAUUAAAAGGCUUUUCUUCUAAGAGCUCUUCUCAAUGUUUAGAAACUCCUACUAAUUCUUCAUUGAACUGCACUGUUACUGAAGCUCCAGCAGAAGGUGGGAAAGUUGCUCAGUUAAGUGCUGUAAGUCUUGGAAAAGAAACCCUGCAGGAAAAAAGCCAAGAUGUAAAUGUUGUAGCUAAUGAGGACCAAAAUAAAAAAAUAACCACCAGUUGUCCUGAGAACAGAAAUUCUGAGCAUAUUUAUGCAUGCUGUUCUGACAGACCCAAGAUCACUAAACAUGGUUUACAUUCUUUUUGCCAGAAAAAAGAAAAUGGAAAAACAAGAGAAAAUAAUGCUUGUGCUGAAAGUCUCAACAAGCCAGAAGACCUACCGAGAACUACAACUAACAGCGGCAUUACUGGCUCCCCUGAUAAAAACAAAUCCACAUCUUCUGUGCCACUUGUACCUUACCACACCUUACCUAGAAAAUCAGCCAGCAUUGCUGGCAGUGUCAUAUCAGCUAAGUUGGUCUCUAACCCUAAAAGUGAAGUCCCAUUCAAAAGUGAACUCAACAUGUGGGAUCCUUUAGAGACUUCAGACAGAACUGAUGCCUUUUCUCCUAAUCAAGGAGGGAAAAUCUCUUCUUUAGAUUCAGCACAAGUCUCUCAAACAACAUCCCCGUUCCAUGCCAUUGCAAACAUGAAAGGGCAUCAAACUGAGGACUACCCUUUGCCUUUAACUCAGCAGUUUAACCACCCCUUACAUUAUAGUGCAGCUGUCUCCAGUUCAGAUGAACUUACAGGUAGAGCUGCAGGUCUGAACCGAAGGGAAUCCUCUGUAUUUCUAGAGAGUCUAGACAAGGAAACAAAUUCUUUACAAAAAUAUAAAACUACUAGCACAUUUACAGUUUGUGUUGAUGAGGAUAAUGUCAAAUAUCAUGAACUAGUUUCAGUUUAUUACACAUUACCAUGCAGGCAUUCAAGAACAUUGUGUAACCUCUUUCAAGACAAUCCAGAGAACACAGAUUUACCACUUCACUUGGAAAAAUUUCAGUGGCCAAAAAUGUCAAAGAAGAAGUCUGAAGCCCGCAUUGGUUUAGCAAAUGUAGCUUUUCCUAGCACCUUAGAAAAAGAGGAACCAUCCCAUUCUCCAGCUCAAAUACCUCCAGCUUCAGUGACUCCCCAGAACUUAAAGACUGCUGCUGGCAGUGCUAAAUUAAGCUCACAGUUAUCUCCCAGCCCUCAGGAAAUAGGUACUUUACCAUCCACAAGCUUUGUAUGUAAUAUGAAAGAUAUUUCACCAGAGCCUUCAUUAAAAGACAGUACUCUUGUACUUUCUGAUAUAGUGACAACAGAUGUUUCUCUUGGUGAUCCACAAUCCAUAAUAGCAGAUAAUUCAGUUCAGGCCAUUUCUGAUGUUUCAUGCAACCAAAAUACUGGACCAUGUCUUUCUUCAGUUAAUGAAAAAGAGGAACUUUUUCAAACUGGUACACAAAUAACUUCCAUUUCAUCAAAACCAGAAAGCAUUCCAGAAAAUUUGUUUUAUCCUGUUUCUUCAGUUAAUAAUGCUAACAGUGUACAGAAGGAACACUCUGAAAAUUUCCUGCAAUCUCUUAAAGUAAGUGGAGGUGAUCAGAAUAUGUUACUGCCCUGCUCAAUAGAUAAUAGUUCCCGUGAAGAAAAACACAACGUAGAACACAUAGCCACUGAAGCACCAAUUACCCCUGCUGAAAGUAAAUCUAGGUAUGAUGCAGAAGUCCAAGGAGGAGCAGAUCUUCCACACUCCAUCACUUCCCUGCAUGGUAAUAAAGGUGGUGGAUUUCCAUUAACAGCUUACAAUUCCAAAAACAGCACAGAUGAAAAUUUAAUCUCUGAUAAGAUGCUUUUAGAUUUGCUAAACAAAACAUUUCAGUUAGGCACAGCUUGUCCAGCUAAACCAAUAUUGCAGCCAGACAAAACUGGCAUAACUGCUAUGAAUGAGUUAGAGAGCCCAACAAUAAAAGAAAAGCUGUUCCAGCAUACACAGAUGGACAAAGAUUGUACUGGCCUGCAGAGACCAGUGAAGCACUAUGAAGAUAACUGGAGUGUUGAUUCUAAAGACAAGUUCUUCCUUAUUUCACAAGAUCUUCAACUGCCAGACAACUCAGUAAGUGAAGAUAAGCUUCCCCCCGAUAGCACAAAAGACAGGCUCAGUGAUAUAGAAAAAAGGAAAAACAGACCUUCAGUUAAAAAUAAACUGGCAGCCAUCUGCAAAACAAGUCAAAAGUACUCUAGUAAAAAUUUGCUUCCCAAACCAAACAAAAGUAAUAUCUUUUCACAGAAUGAAGGAGAUGCUGCUCCUAUAGAGAUUAUCAUGUCCAAGGGUACAUUUAUUUCAGCUGAUUCCACCCUGUCGUUUCUGCAAACUGGGAAUGAGAACAAGAAUCAAAACCUAACCCCUUCUGCUGUGAAUGUCUCUAUGCACAAAAUAACUGAGAGUAAAAGAUCACAGGCUAAUGAAGAUCUUUCACUGGUUACUAGGAACAACAGUCAGAAAACACUCACAGAGUCAUGCAGGCAGAGAGGAGAAGCUGGUUGCCCUAAACAAAAUAAGGAUAAAGUGGAAAGUGUAUUAAGCCCGACAACCCUAUUCCCAGAGGAAAUAAUGGUUGCCAAAAGUAAAAAUUUACAAGCAUCUAGUUCUGUGUUUGAAAACAGAAAUAAACCUGUCUUCUCCACCAGCAUUGCAGCAGACUCAUCAGACAAUCAAAACAGAACAGAUACCAAUAAGUCUCACCAUCCCCCAUGGUUGCCAUUUUUACCUGACGCAAACUCAAACAGUUUUAUAAAUAACUACUUACAGGCAAAUAUCUGUCCGCAGCAAAAGAUGGCUUCCCCACACAAGAGGAGUCACAAGUGGAACCGCCAUCAGUCAAGCAGUUUAAAAAAUGUGAACUUACACAGUGACCAGUUGCGCGUGAGUCAAGCAAAGAAUCAACGUGAACGUCACUUUUCUGAAUGCACCUAUACACAAGAUCCUCAGGACAGCCUGGCCUCUGCUGGCUGUCCUGCUGAUUUUAUGCCUACAGAUAGCAGGAGCAGUAGAAAGUUUAAAUCCUAUUCAGAGCUGUUGUCUUGUGAUGAAAAUGAAAACUGGGCUUCGUCCAAUGAGAGAAACAGAGCUGUUGGCACUAGACAUUUCAGGUAUCCCUCUGUUGAGUAUGGUAUAUUUGGAAAAGAGCAACAACUGGCUUUCCUGGAAAAUAUCAAGAGAUCACUCACAGAAGGACGAUUAUGGAGACCCUGCCUUCUUAAAAACACUAGCUUUGUGAGGGAUGAAGAAAGUCACUCUUUAAAUCAGUCUGAGCUCUUGAACUUAAGUUUUGCUGGGAGCAAAACGUUAGUAGAUGGCUCAAACCCCAGAGAGCCACUUGGCGUCUAUCGGGAAGAUGCAAUGGCCUGUUCAGACUCAGAUACCAAUACCACCACGGAUGAUGAAUAUUACCUGGAUGAGAAUGACAAAGAGUCAGAAUUGUGAGCUCUUGUGAUGAAAGAUGGAGAAUGAGGUUUUGGUGUGUUUUGCUAUCUGCAAGGGUAUUUUGGUGGUUUCCUGCCUGGUUAUAAGCAUGUAAAAUAGUUUAAAUCAGAUCCUGUGGUGGUAUAAAUGAGUGCAGUUCUGUUGACUUAGGUUAACUUAUGUUGAUUUCUCUUUUUUAACCUGUAUUAAAAUAAUAAUAAUAAUGUAGCCUAACCAUAAUUAUUCAUGCAAGCAAAAAACAAAGUCUCACUAUUUUUUUAUUAUAUAUUUUUAAAGCAUGGGAAGAUAGUUGUGGAGCCUUUUGUAAUAAUCAAAUACCAGAGAAGGCUUUGCUUCUCAGUGGGAGUUUGACUGGGCUCUUACUGGUUAAUGGUACAGUGCGAUAAUGCAGGGCUGUCCAACUUUGAAGCAGCUGGAGGCCGAGUGCCCCAUGGGCUGCACCAGCAGAGGUGGCAUGCCUGUGGGCCCCACCAGAGCGAGCGAUAGGCAUGCCUAUGCCACAUGCUCCCCCUACCUCUGCUGUACCACUGCCUCCUCCCCAUGCACCAUCCUCCACUGCUGCAUCGGGCACCUAUGUGGCCUCAGGGUUGUCUACAGCUCCUCGGACCAUGCUGUGCUGCACUGCCCACCCUCUGAGGUGGGGACAGACAGCAAAAGCCAGAGGUGGGAAGGUGAAGCCCAUAGACUCCAGCUGCUGUUGCAGCUGCAGCCAUGCUAGGGAAAGGAAGCUGAGCAGAAGCCUGAGGGCCACAGCUUAAUCCCUCAAGGACUAUGUGCAGCCCACAGGCCACCAGUUGGACAGCCCUGCUGUGACGUAGGAAGUUCCAGAUUUAGGUGGCAAAAUGAGAACCUGUGAUUACUGAACAGAUGCACCGAGAUGGAGUUUCUUAAAUACUAAGCCUUCCUGGUGUAUUCAGUUUCUCCUCUUCUUUCUUCUUGUUCUGCCACCUCAGGCAUAAUUUGAUAUAGAUGGGAACGGGAGUCCUACCUCAAAGCCCUGUACCUCUUGUUUCUCUCACACCCUCGCAGUCUUUACAGUAGAGAGUAAGAACGAAUGUUUUCUUCCCACAGUCUUAAGGAAGAAGCUGCUUUGAGGCAUCUGGUAGGCACAGCAUGUUAUCUUCAGUUAGAUUCCUCCCUGGGGCUUUUCUCAUCAAUAGCUUUGCAAAUAGUGUCAAGUAAUGUGUAGGGGUGUAGGUUGUAGCCACGUUGGCAGACAAGGUUCUUUGAGUGAAUCUGAUAUCUUUUAUUAAUGUGUAGAGAGUGAUGCUAAGACUACCCUUUUGUGACACAAGUAGGGGAAAAAUGCACUAUUCAUGCAAGGCAAAAGCCCCAGUGAAGAAUGUGGAAAAUGUGUGUAGUAACCUUUUGCACUAGAAAGCUGGGUUCAAAUUCUGAAUCUGAUAACAAGUAUAGGUAAACCUGGCAGCUUGAUUCCUUUUAAAGCAUUACCUGGGAGAUUCAAGUUUGAACUAUUGCUAUGUUGUCCUUGUCCAGAAGUAGGUUGUCACUCACACUAAUAGCCUGUCAUUUUAUAGUGUACUAAAUUGAAUCCAGAUGUUUAAAAUAUAUAAAUAAAUAGGACAUAAGUAGGCAGGAACUUGGGUUUUGGCAUAUGAUAGGCACAGCUUCUCCACUUCUUAGUCCAGUUGGGAACUAUACAGUACCAGCUCUCAAUUUGUAGAGCAACUUUAUGCUGCUCAACGUAAAGGUGGGAUGUUUGUGACUGAAGAUAAGGUAGAGGGCUGCACUCUCUGGCGCCUCGUCUUCCCCUUUUUCACUUGUCCCCUAAUCUGAGGCAGGGUGUCCUGGAGAAAUCUUCAAUACCUGCUUGCAGCAGUUUGUACUGCUUGUAUCACUAGAGCAAUAGGAAGGGCAUUUAAUGUGCUGGAAGGAUCUGGCUGUUUAAGCAGACAAUUUAUUUUUGUUUAUUUUUAAAAGCUGCAAAUUUUCUCAUGUGGUAAAGCAAGUUAGGGUAUGAGAGAGGGAAUACUUUUGGACACUGUAUUUUUCUUCCUUAAAUUAGCAUUCGCUUUUGGUAUUUUCCUUGCUAGCUUUCUGUCACAGAACUACUUUUCAUCCUUUGGAUAGAAGGGCCAUUGGUAUUUUUCCUGGAGUUGUUCUUAUGCCAUUAUAAGAAAUAUAGUAGCAUUGGCAUUUCACAAUAGCCGAAAUCCAUCCCUGGCCCUGAAAUCUUUUAAAUAAGUUGUGAUCUCUUGUUACUAAAAAACACAAUGGCUCACUUGAGUCGGAAGCUAAUUUUUAAAUUAACCAUAAAAAAGUUUCUGUUUACCUUUGAUUAUUUUUACAGCUAACUUCAAGUUUAUCUGAUUCCAGAUUUUUUUCUAUUUUUAAUUAAAUUUGCCUAAAACAUAACUGUAUUUUUGUAACUGGAAAAUAUCCUGAUAUUUUAAAAUAAUUUAUUUUAGGUAAAGUAAGUGAUAUUUGCAUCACUGAAUACUCAACAGAACCAAUAGAAGGAUAAAAUGAAAAAUAACAAUUGGUAUGCUUAUUUUUCUAUAUUGUAUACUUCGUUAAAGAAGUAGAGCCUUAAUCUGAAUGUGCGAUGUAUAAAUAUUAUUGCUUUUACUUUGAUAUGUUCUUUUAUUGUACAUAAUACUAAUAUAAACUGUAUAUUUAUGUUCAGAAUUAUUCUUCAUGUGGGAAUCUGUUUUGGAAGGAUUCAAACAUGCAUUAAUAUACACAGUAUUGGAAGGAAAUAAUUGCCAUGUAAGUGUAAACUUAUAAAAUCUGCUGCUUUGUUGAGAAAUGCUACAUCAGUUUUAAUGUAAAUAGUUCUGUACCAGAUAAACCAGAUUCUGUUAAACCACUUCAUAUUUGGUAAAGAUUUUUGGUUGUGAUACAGUGUUGAAACGUUUGCCCAUAGUGGGGGAUGUCACCCUGCAUAGGUAGGGCGCCGGCGUCUACGAAACUUGAGGAGGCAACCAGCUGAUUUCACAGGCAGAUCCCAGGGCCAGCCACCAUUUUCACUGGCUGAACACAGCAGGGCUCCCAUGCCUCUGAUUGCCUGAGUGGCCCUGGCAGUCCUGCUCCUUCCUGCAGAUUGCCACAUGGAGCAAAACCAUGUCUUAAUUACCCUGAUUAUGCUCAGGGAAACCAUUAAUCCACGUUAUUAAGUGUGGAUUAAUGAUUUCCCUGGGCUUAAUCAGGGUAAUUAAGAUGCAGUUGCAGGUCAUCCCAAGUGGCAGGUUCCACGCUUUUGGUGGCCUUGCUGCAAAAAAAUAAACAAUCUUGCUGGCAAGCAAAGCACGCAAGAAGCCCUGCAGUCUUGGAGCAUGGGGGAAGGGGGUGGGGAGCUGCUCCCCACCCUCUCCCCUGUCCUUCCCCCUCCGCCUUCCCCCUGUGCUCCGAACUGCAGGGUUUCCUGCACACUGUUCUCUGCUUCCUGGUAAGUUUCGGUGUUUAUUUUUUGCAGUGAGCCGGCUCAAAAUCGCAGUUUCCAUAAAAAUCACACAAUUGUGAUUCUGGUAGGCCCCUAUACAUAGAUUAAACAGCAAAAUCAAUGUUAACAGGGAAAUAGUCAUAUAACUUUUGCUCCACUAGGAGUGGAUUUUUUUAAUGCUUAUACUUUGUAAAUGUUUUCUACCUGUACAGAUUUGGGAGUAAAGGUCUUACCCUGGAUACGGAAGGUAGACUUUUAAUAACUAGAAUGCUAUAUGCAUGACCUAAGCAGGAGCCAAACAAAACAGAAUAUUUUACGAUUCUAGUCUCGUGUGGUGGUUUGUCGGUGGUUGAAAGUAAUGUGUAUAUAUGAUGGGGCUAUUUUGGUAAAGUGUACAUGGCAUUCUGUGGCUAGAACAUAUUCUGUAAAUGCUUAUAAUUUAUAGAAUGUAAAUACUGAAAAUGGCUGGUUUGAAAUAAAUGGCACUUGUUGCAUAAUAAAUGCUUUUAUACUGUGUUUACUUUGCUCCCUG